ACCCUUUUUUGAGCAUUUUUAUUUUUUUCAACAGUUUCUGUUAUAAAUUUAUUGAUAGCAGAGAUUACGAUAUUGAUUUCACAGGCAGGUUCUAGGGUUUGCUAGGUCAUUGCCGGUUGGCUGGAGAGUUGUUCAGCGCAAUCUACCCACCGAAUGGAUGAUCGCGCGAACCAGCCAGCUAAGGUCACUGAUCGCGAUCCAGAUGGCCAGAUAUGUGUGAACAAACAGGCGUCAUGUUGACUCAGUCAGUUGGCUACCGAGUCCGCCUCCUACUUCUACUUUUUGCACUAGGCAGAAGAAAUAACACCCUUCUACUAGGAUGUGAAUCCGCAGAGUCUGUUCUGGUUGGGAGAUGGUGCAUCACUUGGGCAUGCUUGGCUGGCUCAUUGAAGUACAUAUAACUGGACAAAAACUGAUGAGCCAUACACCUGCCAGAGCGCAUUGCUAGUCACGAUGCUUACAUUUUGUGGGAAACAACCUGCAGUUUUUGCAAGAGAGCACGGAGAACUAUGUUACAUGUAGCCAAGUGUGUUGUGUGAAGCUAUAUGUUCAUGUGUACACAUGCAUACAUUGGGUCAACUGCUACAUUUGAAUGUACAUAAUUAUGAACAGUGCCCUCUGUUGUCAGCCAUGCCAGCCAGGCCAGGCCACAUCACUGCAGCGGUGGUGGUGACAUUGUUAGCAUUGCUGCUGGUUGCGCCUACCUCCUCGACCAGGGACCGCCACCAACGUCGUCACACGCUCAGGGUGGCGACAUACAACAUAUGGAACGUCAUGUUCAACUGGGAGGUCAGGAAACAUCACAUUGCAGCCUUGAUUCAUGCAGCUGACGUGGAUGUUGUCGGAUUUCAGGAGGUGCGUGCCGACAGAGAUGAGCAGCGAACCCAGCUGUCAGAGCUGAAGGCGUUGCUUCCAUUGUACAAGUGGCACGUCUACCUGCCAGUGCAGAAGGUCAUUCCAUUCAAAGGAGCUCCUGCAGGAUGGGAACUGGAAGGUCUGGGUAUCCUGAGCCGUCACCCCAUCACUGCCACCAACCCACAACCUCUCACGCACCAAUCGCCCAAGGACAAGAACCAGCGCACCGUCCUGCACGCCUCGCUGCACCUCCACUCCGGCCUGAACGUGAGCCUCGCCGUGGCCCACCUGUCAUACGACCGCUGGCAGCAGUGUGUCAACGUGGCUGAAAUCAUGAAACAUGUACGGGCAGCCAGGCCCAGAAAUUCCAUCAUUAUUGGGGACUUUAAUACCUACGCUGACUAUCCAUGGCCUCUGGGGGGCCUCCUUCACGGGUACUUUUCUACCAGCAACAAAUGCCCAAAAUACGCUGCGCAAAAGAAUCCCACCCUGGAGGCGGAUCUUGUCUCGUACACGGACGCGUGGGCGGAGGUAAACCCAAACAAGAAUGGGUACACCUUCAGUAAUAUGCCACAGCCCGGCUUCCAGAGUCGGCCGGAUCGAAUCCUCUUCUCCAAGUCCUGGCGAGUACACUCCUGCUGGCUGGUCGGCCGUGGCGAGGAGUACGCCUCCUCGUACACUUUACACAUCACCUGGACCCGGUUGCUCGCUCUCUUGGCGGCCGCUGAGGAUGCCUUCUACUCUGCCUCCAGAUCCCGGAGCUGCCUGCAUGACUGCGGGCCCCACGGUUCCUGCAGAUGCGGCGUGUGCGUUGCGGGCGGUGACAAGAACCGCUGUGAGACCCCAAACUGCCCGGAGUGUUCAGCUGAUGUCUACCGUAACUACCUGAUAGUCAAAGCACUGUUUUUGUGCAUAGCUGGACAAUUCUUAGUCUCUCUCGUGCUUUUUGUGUUACAGUGGAGAACCAGGUGGAAACACGUACUUGUACGUGCACCCUCCUCCAGGUGUUCGUCGGUCAGGUCUUGGUGCUCGUUAAGUGACCGACAGUCAGCAUCACCCAAAGUACCACAUUCUAGACUCAGCAUCCUGCGCUUGUUGAGAUUUGUCUGGCCUGUGUUGUCCUUGCGACCCGUCUACCAGCUUUUCGUCUGCUGCUUGUGCUGUGUGCUCCUGUUUAUUCUGUGCCUCCAUUUAUUUGAGGAGUCCCUGCGUGUUGUUUACGCUAUCUUGCCUGAGGAGCUGAACCCAUCUGACCAUCUGAUGGUGGUGGCUACAGCCGUUGCCUCAUAGAAGCAAUUAAAGUACGUUUGACACCAUGUAGCUGCUAAGCUGCAGAAUCUGCCAAGCAGGUAGUUGCUUAGCCAAAGCCUACUAUCAGCUGAAAGUCCUUCCUAACUCCUUUUGUUGCCGAUCAGUGCUUUCUGUUAGCAGUUUUUGUUCUUGCUAGCCUGUUUGGGGAGCCAUACUGGUGUAGUGGUACAUCUUCCUUGUCAAUCACCUCUGCAGCCCGAGUUCAAAUCCUGCUGAAGCCAACAUAUGGAUUGGUUUUUAGUCCCUGAAUCCCAAGUGUUUUACCCAGAAUGUUUUUCUGGAUUUUUUUUCUGGCACCUCUGAAAAUGUAACUGCUUGUCACUGCCUCAUCUCUAGCUCUAAUAAUACUGAUAUUAGAGCAUUUAUGAGGUACACAGUACUGUCAAUCAAGGGGGUUAAUAUACAUGUUUUAUUAUGGCUGCUAUAACAUUCCUUAGACCGUCUCAGCUUCGUUGGAAAUAUUCUAGCCCUCGUGAGUACCCAUUAAUUCCUGGCUGAGGGGAGGCACGUAGGGGUCACAACAUGCAACCAUCUGCUAGAAUUCAAACCGAUGACCGUCUAAUCGGAAGCUGAAAACCCUAACCACUUGGCCACAUGUUCCCAUCUCUCCAAGUUUCUUCAGGCUUUCGAGCUAAAGUGCCUAAGGCACUUUGGGGAAUCUUUGGUUUCUUUAUACCAAAAAUACUUAAUUACAAUUGUUAAAAUGAGAACUGGUAGUGCCCCACUUUUUGUGCAAUAUUAAAGUCAUCUGUUUAUUCCUGAAUUAUACAUAAUUAUGAUGUAUAUUUGUGCAAUUUGCAUAUCAAGGUAUUUAAGUCUUUCGUUUAACAACUCAUUAUCACCGCAUUAUUAUUGCCCAACUGUGGAGAAAAUCGUGAAAUUCUUUUGCCACGUUUGGAAUGACAUUAUUUGUGUGAAGGUUUGCCAUGAAUAUUUUUUCCAUUGAUUUUUGAAUUUUUAGUGAAGUUGCCACCAAAGGUUAAACUGUUUCGAAUCUUGAACUUUCUCUGCCUCUCAAAUUUGCGGUCUAAUUCAAACUUGCCAAGAAAUUAUUUGCAUUGUGACGAGUUAUAUUGAAAGAAGCAUUAUUGUAUGAAGUAUGCCAGUCUCAAACCUAUGGUGUCUCAAUUGUGACAUGAGGUUGCCAAAAUUCUUGUGCCGCUGUGUAAUACUAAGACAUGUCCGUCAGUGUUCAUCUGACUGAGGAAAAUUGAAAUAGAAAAUUGAAAUGUUAAUAGACACUCAAGUUCAACCUUUUUGACCAUUUUAUGUUUUAUUUCAUGCAGUAUUUAUUGAUUUAUACCCAUAAUUUUCAUGUCCUUGUAAAACGCUAUAAAAAGUUAUGUAGUUGCGUAUUUCUUUUCCUCCAUGACAUUUCCAGCUGAGGUGUCUUUUUUCAUUUUGCAUCCAUUUUAUUACAUACGAUGACAUGAUUAUUUUCAUCACUUUA
This is a messenger RNA of Acanthaster planci (crown-of-thorns starfish), 3616 nucleotides long. RefSeq lists its product as uncharacterized. Gene Ontology annotation, cellular component: endoplasmic reticulum. The record is from RefSeq and is a predicted model, not a curated record. Gene Ontology annotation, biological process: GPI anchor biosynthetic process. NCBI's taxonomy places the organism in Eukaryota, Metazoa, Echinodermata, Asteroidea, Valvatida, Acanthasteridae. Gene Ontology annotation, molecular function: catalytic activity.